AUGAACACUGUCCCAUAUGCUAGUGGAGUUGGCAGCUUGAUGUAUGCCAUGGUGUGCACCAUGCUAGAUUUGGCCUAUGCAAUGAGCAUAGUAAGUCAUUUUAUUGUAGACCCCAGUGAGCAACAUUGGAGUGCUCUUAAAUGGAUUCUAAGGUAUAUAAAAGGAUCCUUAAAUGUUGGACUAGUUUUUAACUCAGAACCAUUGUUUGGAAGUGAAGUAGUUGGGUAUGUAGACUCAGAUUAUGCUGGCUGUAUAGACACAAGAAGAUCUCUAACUGGGUAUGUGUUUACAGUUCAAGGAGGGUGUGUUAGUUGGAAGGCUAACUUGCAGAAAGUAGUUGCAUUAUCAUCAACUGAAGCUGAAUAUAUGACAGCCACAGAAGCUAUUAAAGAAGCAAUAUGGCUAAAGGGACUUACUAAAGAGCUGGGACUUAAUUCAGAAAACAUCACGGUUCACUGUGACAAUCAGAGUGCUCUACACUUGAUGAGGAAUCCCAUGUUCCAUGAGAGAUCCAAACAUAUUGAUAUUAAACUGCAUUUUAUUAUAGAGGUGAUUGCUAACAGAGAAUUUCAAGUUAAGAAGAUAAACACAGCUAAUAAUCCAGCUGAUAUGUUCACAAAAGGGGUCACUCAAGACAAGCUUAGGCAUUGCCUGAACUUGUUAAACAUAGGAGAAUAUGGUUAG
Molecule: messenger RNA, 684 nt
Organism: Humulus lupulus (European hop)
Lineage: Eukaryota; Viridiplantae; Streptophyta; Magnoliopsida; Rosales; Cannabaceae
Product: secreted RxLR effector protein 161-like
Exons: 1
Coding region: 1-684 (227 amino acids)
Source: RefSeq, a predicted model, not a curated record